GUUUCACUACUAUAACCAUCAGUCCUCUAAUAUCAAAGUGUUUAUUACAGCAUUUUUAAGGAACAUUAUGUAACAGUUUUGGUUUACCAGUAGAUAUUAAUUAUAUAACAAACAAUUAUUGUAAAAAUGUUGGGAACUUUUAGACGAUCAAUACUGCAGAAGCCGUGUAAAUCAUAUUUGGAUCAAUGUAUUAGAGCUUAUCUAUCGACACAACUUCAAGAACCAAAUGAGCCCCGAGUGGUGACAACAAUUCCCGGACCAAACUCUCUUCGCUUAAAACAAGAGUUAGAUUCAAUUCAGUUGUCUUCAGCCAUACAAUUAUUUGUUGAUUAUGACAAAUCUGUGGGCAACUAUUUAGUCGAUGCCGACGGCAAUGCAUUUCUCGAUAUUUACAGUCAAAUAUCGUCGAUACCAUUAGGUUAUAAUCAUCCGGCAUUAGUAAAAGCUGUAACUGAUCCAAAAAAUUUGGCCACAUUUGUCAAUAGACCUGCUCUGGGAAUACUUCCACCAAAAGAUUUUAUUGAAAAACUUAAAUCAGCUCUUCUGUCAAUUGCACCGAAAGGUUUGUCUGAAGUACAGACUAUGGCGUGUGGCAGCUGUUCCAUAGAGAAUGCACUCAAAGCCGCUUGUUUUUGGUAUCAAAACAAGACUCGAAAGGGUGAACCUCCAUCUGCUCUAGACUUAGAGUCAAGUCUCUCAAAUCAAACACCCGGAGCUCCAAAGUUAAGUGUAAUGUCAUUUAAGGGAGGUUUUCACGGACGAACAUUUGGAGCGCUUAGUUGCACCCACUCUAAGCCCAUUCAUAAGUUGGAUGUGCCAGCAUUUGAUUGGCCAAUAGCUACAUAUCCAAUAUAUAAAUAUCCACUACAAGAACAUAGAGUUGAAAACGACAAAAUAGACGAUCAUUGCCUACAAGAAGUUCAGAGUUUGAUUGAUGAAUACAACCAAAAAGGUGUUCCCGUCGCCGCAUUGGUCAUUGAACCGAUUCAGGGAGAAGGUGGUGAUAAUCAUGGAUCGGCUAAGUUUUUCCAAGGAUUGCGUAAACUUUGCACCAAAAAUGGUGUGGCAUUUAUUAUAGAUGAGGUACAGACAGGAGGCGGACCCACGGGUAAAAUGUGGGCUCACGAACACUUCAAUCUGGACGAUAGUCCUGAUAUCGUUACGUUCAGUAAAAAGUUACAAAUAGGAGGUUUCUUCUAUAAGAAGCCAUUCAGACCCGACCAACCAUAUCGUAUAUUCAACACCUGGUUAGGGGAUCCAACAAAACUGGUACUUCUUGAGCAAGUUGUCAAAGAAAUUAAAGAACAGAAUCUUAUUGAUAAUAUCGCUAAAACCGGUGAUUAUAUGCUUAAAGGAUUGGUAACACUUCAACAAAAGUAUCCAAACAUUCUAUUGAAUGCCAGAGGAAAGGGAACCUUCUGUGCUAUCGAUUUCAAGACAUCAGAGCUUAGAGAUCAGGCAAUUAAGGUUUUGCACAAAAAUGGUGUUCACUGUGGAGGAAGUGGUUCAGCCAGUCUUAGAGUGCGAACAACUCUGACAUUCAACACAACUCAUGUGGAUCUGUUCCUCAAUAGAUUUCAAUUAUCUCUCAAACAAAUGUCUAAUUAAAUAAUUCCGUUGUUUUAAUUCAUGCAAUAUUUCUUAUAAUUUUAAUAUUUGUCUUCCAUUAUAAUUAACUAUAAAUUUAUUUAAAUUCU
Molecule: messenger RNA, 1697 nt
Organism: Oppia nitens
Lineage: Eukaryota; Metazoa; Arthropoda; Arachnida; Sarcoptiformes; Oppiidae
Gene: Gabat
Product: 4-aminobutyrate aminotransferase, mitochondrial-like
Exons: 5
Coding region: 127-1608 (493 amino acids)
Biological process (GO): GABA catabolic process
Cellular component (GO): mitochondrion
Molecular function (GO): pyridoxal phosphate binding
Source: RefSeq, a predicted model, not a curated record